Molecule: messenger RNA, 1311 nt
Organism: Dicrocoelium dendriticum
Lineage: Eukaryota; Metazoa; Platyhelminthes; Trematoda; Plagiorchiida; Dicrocoeliidae
Source: the annotation of a GenBank genome assembly
CCGUUUUAUCCAUACUAGGACCCUCAGGGAAAGUGGACGAUGGUGGCUCCCAAUAGAUGUGUACCUGUCAAUUUGGGAUCUCGACUGGACGAACCACAAGUACUCCCCACGACCGGAAAUAGGGCUAACGGCGGUUGGCACAGAACAACCACAGACACGAUGCGGCUUCAGGAUCUAUCCCUUCUUCCCCACUGGGUAAUUCGACGUCCACGGCAUCAAACUGGAGAAUUUCACCAUUUCGAAAGAUUUAGAUGCAAAAUGCGAACGUCGAACAACACAUGGCAGAUGCCACAUCAGACGGAUGAUGGAAGACUGAGUAACGGCAAUCAGAUUACGGUUGAAAACUGGGGUUUGGUCAAAACCACUGGGCUACUGGCCCCUGGGCGCCAAUGUCGUCUUUGUCUGAUGGUGUACCAAGUCGGCCAAUCAGUGAGAAGGCUACAACCUGGCUGUCAACAUAUCUUUCAUUCAGCCUGCAUUGAUCCAUGGUUGUUACACCGUUCGUCAACAUGUCCGCUGGACGGAAUUCAUGUCACGCCCUUAGCUUCUGUCUCUAAGGAAUCCCCACUUGGAGAGAACUAUAUACAUAGCAGAACGACAGCAAUACUGCCUGAAAUACAAGGAGUGAAGUUGAAUGCUAGCGACUUUAGGAUACACGUGCCAAAACCAGCCCCGAGAGCAAAGUUACUGACAAGUCCGAGGAAAAGGAUUGCGGCAACAAGUGGCAAGCCUUCGGCCAGUUUCGAGCACAACCUGAGUGUCGUCGGACAGGGUGUAACCGCAUCAACCGCGCAUCCAGAGCUAGGCUCAGUGGGUAUCAGAAAACCAACCCAAGACACAUUUGGUGUUGAAAAUGCUAAAUUCUAUACCAAUGACCGUUAACUGUUGGCUCUUGCAGAUUAUAUUGCUACCUUUCCCUCAAUGGAUGUCACCUGACGCAUGAAACUACCUGUCUCGUUUUUCAGAAUAAGCAAGGAUUCCUGGAAGUUAUGUUGAAUAUGCAGCAGGGUAUAUAUACGCCAUCUUGCAACUUAUCCUUCGUUGGAGGCUGGUGUUUUAAAAGUGCGACUUCGGUGAUGUCCACUCUUUCAUCAUACAAAUGUACUUUGAACAGAAGGAAAUAGUUUUACAUUGUACUGCAUUCUUCCUGUUGUGGAGCAACAUCUAUCUUAUUGUCCGCGGACCGGUUUUAUAUAUAGUGAUUUCUUCCUCAGAAGUAAUCAGCUUACAGUGUAUUAUAACCUUGACCAAUAACUAAUUUACCACGAAUCUCUUGCCCUUACUUCACUCCAGUGGAGCACUUUAUUCCAG